Messenger RNA from Aspergillus luchuensis, 1425 nucleotides. RefSeq lists its product as uncharacterized. Gene Ontology annotation, molecular function: metal ion binding. NCBI's taxonomy places the organism in Eukaryota, Fungi, Ascomycota, Eurotiomycetes, Eurotiales, Aspergillaceae. The transcript has 4 exons. The record is from RefSeq and is a predicted model, not a curated record. The coding region runs from base 1 to 1425 and encodes 474 amino acids.
AUGUCCGAACCUACCCCCGCUGGAGCUGCCCUGAGCAAUGGCUCUGAGAGCACCAGCACACCAAAUGUCAAUAAUGGAGACAACGCGUCAGGGCUCUUUGAAACCCUGCAAAGCCAUGUCGACGAUAUCCGUUCUCUCCUUCAAUGCGGCGUUUGCAUCCGACCACUUUAUGAACCCUACACCCUUGCCUGCGGACAUACCUUUUGUUAUAGUUGUUUAACAUCAUGGUUUGUCGGUGGGAGGCACAACAAGACAUGCCCGGACUGUCGAGCACCGGUAAAAGCGCAACCUGCUCCCGCAUACUUGGUCCGCGCUGUUGUUCAAAUGUUCACAAGUCGCCCGGAGCUGCUUGAUAAGGGCGAGACCACAGUCGAACACCUAAAUCAUCAACGCGAGGAAGCGGAACGACUGGAAAAAGACAAAACAAAUACACACCCGCGGGAGGGGGGACUAUUCCGUGGUACGUUCAACAAGAAGAUUCCAGUCGCGCAGCCUAUCGUGGACCUUGAGGACAAUGUUGUGCGUUGUCCACGUUGUUCGUGGGAGCUAGAGGAAGAUGAAGGGUGUGCACAGUGCGGAUAUCGACAAGAUGACGAGUCUGUGACUGGCAGUUCGGGCUGGAGUGAGUCAGACGAAAAUUCCGAAAUGACGGACUACUUGGACGAGGAUGAUGAGAUUGAAGAUGGAUUUGGAGAUGCGGACGAAUAUGGUUGGGACCCCAACCAUGACCACUUGCCCCUUGAUAUACAACCUGCCGACAUAGAUCAACUUUAUCGUCAAUGGUAUGGCCUAGCUCCUGGCGACCUUCCGGGUAUGCGUGCAAAUGGGCCUUUCCGCCGGCAGAACCAUUAUGACUGGCCUUCUGGAAUCUCGUCAGCUCACGAGGAAGAUAGCGACAUGGAUGAGGAGGAUGAGGAUGCGGACAUGGAUUCGUUCAUCGACGAUGACUUAGAACACGAUGAUUAUUCCGAAUCUGACCGAUCCACGGUAGUUGGGCGGCAUGAGAUCUCGAUCACCCACACUAUCGGAACUGACCUGUCAACCUUUGAUGAGAUGUCUGAGGAAAGCCUGGACGAGGAGAGCCUGGAUGAUGAAAGUCAUGAUGACGAAGACGAUGAUGAUGACGACGACGAUGAGGAUCCGAUUCUGCCGCCUGCAGGUGGCAUGCGGCGCAAUCGCAUCCAAACAUACCGAAUACAGUCGAGUUCUCCAUCUUGCGAGAAUGGGACUUCUGGUACAGUCUCAGGACGCAGUGAAUCCAGAUCCCAAGCAGGAUCCCGCAAUGAUCGACGGCUCCCACAGCAAGUGUCCGCCGGGUCUACUGUUAUGGAUGCAAUCAGCGUGGAUGACGAUUCUGACGAAGGCCCCGUGCGACCAACUAGGCGGACAAGAGACAGGGGCCAUCGCCGCCCCUCAGCCUACUAA